UACGGUCGAUGGAGGAUGAAGUUUCACGAGGAAUUGAUAAUUUUUCAUUUAGAUAACUUUACGCCUCGUGGCUGCUCGUGGCUAGCCUAGAUCAAGCUCUGCUAGCCGUCUUUAGUUGUAGUUUUACAAGUGCCGCUUUCAUUAAACGCGAGUAAUUUUUUAAUUUUUUCAAACUAAACGAAUUUGAAGAUUUUUUAUUUAACUGACAGUUCAAGUGUCAAAUAGUUGUCAUUAUGAGUAACCAAAAGACGGUGCCAAAUGCAGUGAAGUUUCUCAUAGGAGGAACCGCAGGAAUGGCUGCAACAUGUUUUGUUCAACCAUUAGAUUUAAUAAAAAAUCGUAUGCAAUUAAGCGGUACAAAAACAUCAACUAUGAGUAUAGUAUAUUCUAUAAUUGAAAAGGAGGGUUUCCUAGCAUUUUAUUCAGGUUUGUCUGCUGGUUUAAUGCGUCAAGGUACAUAUACAACUACCAGACUUGGUAUUUAUACCUGGCUGUUUGAAGUUGCUUCAAAGGACAGUCAACCUAACUUUGCUGUAAAAGCAUUGAUAGGUAGUACAGCUGGUUGUGUAGGAGCAUGCGUAGGUACUCCUGCAGAAGUUGCUUUAAUUAGAAUGACUGCCGAUGGCAGACUACCUCCUGCUGAGAGACGCAAUUAUAAGAAUGUAUUUAAUGCGCUGGUUCGUAUAGUGAGAGAAGAAGGUGUUUUAGCAUUAUGGAGAGGCACUGUGCCAACAAUGGGAAGAGCUAUGGUUGUAAAUGCUGCUCAAUUGGCAUCGUAUUCUCAAACUAAAGAAAUUUUACUUGACACUGGCUACUUUAAAGAGAAUAUCACAUUGCACUUUGUAAGCUCCAUGAUUUCUGGUUUAAUAACAACUGCUGCUUCUAUGCCAGUUGACAUAGCUAAGACAAGAAUACAAAACAUGAAAAUUGUGGAUGGUAAGCCUGAGUUUAAAGGUGCAAUAGAUGUCAUAGUUCGGGUUUGUCGAAACGAGGGAUUAUUUUCAUUGUGGAAAGGUUUCUUCCCUUACUACGCUCGUUUAGGGCCGCACACUGUGUUGACAUUUGUUUUCUUAGAACAAAUGAACACAAUGUAUAAAACACAUUUUGCAUAACCAUAAAUAAUACGUAAAUAUGGCAAAUAUACGUGCAGUAAAUCGAUAUCUUCGAAAAGAUUCCAAACACUUAUUUAAUGCAAUUUUUAGUUAAUGCAUUGUCUUAUAAAAAAGAUUUCAAAAAAAUCUGUUUGUAUUUAGAAACAUUGUUGUAGGUUACAUUCACUCUUCCAGUGCAGUGUUCAUACUAUAUUAUUUGUGACUAGUGUGUGCUUUAUACAUGCUUCGUACAAAUCUUCGUCGAGAUAAAAAUGUGCUUGCAAAACGUUUUCUUUGUUACAAGUACUUUGUUAUUGUCUAACCUCCGUUUGUUUGGAAUUUUAUGUGAUUAUUAAUUCGAAAUUACAUCACAGUUGCGUAACUAUUGCAUGCAUAUUUUUACAAUGAUAAAUCUCAAUAUUUUUUUUUUUUGUACAAAAACGAUACAUUCUAUGAACAUUCUUCUAAGGAAACACAAAUCGUUUGAUACGAUUUUUUUACUCGUUAUUACUAUAGAAAAUAUAUAUUUUAUUUUUUGUUUAGUAAUAUUUAUAUUGUGUAAGGUUUCCUACCAUAAAAUUGCAACCCAAUUAAACUAUAUAAAACAAAUACAUUUUUAUAGUAUUUGUACGAAUGAGAUUGCAAUGAAUUGUACAAACUAUAGUGAUCAGCAACAUGUAUAGUUACUGCCAGUAUAUAUUCUUUGAAUUGUAUAAAUAAAUAUUAAAUAAACGGAAAAUGUUAUUUUUCUA
This is a messenger RNA of Hylaeus volcanicus, 1843 nucleotides long. RefSeq names its product mitochondrial 2-oxoglutarate/malate carrier protein-like. NCBI's taxonomy places the organism in Eukaryota, Metazoa, Arthropoda, Insecta, Hymenoptera, Colletidae. Gene Ontology annotation, molecular function: sulfate transmembrane transporter activity; antiporter activity; oxaloacetate transmembrane transporter activity. The coding region runs from base 234 to 1112 and encodes 292 amino acids. The transcript is spliced from 6 exons. The record is from RefSeq and is a predicted model, not a curated record. Gene Ontology annotation, biological process: oxaloacetate transport; succinate transmembrane transport; malate transmembrane transport.